This is a messenger RNA of Fundulus heteroclitus (mummichog), 2052 nucleotides long. It is a transcript of the gene f11r.1, whose product is annotated as F11 receptor, tandem duplicate 1. The coding region runs from base 264 to 1154 and encodes 296 amino acids. Gene Ontology annotation, cellular component: bicellular tight junction. The record is from RefSeq and is a predicted model, not a curated record. The transcript has 10 exons. NCBI's taxonomy places the organism in Eukaryota, Metazoa, Chordata, Actinopteri, Cyprinodontiformes, Fundulidae. Gene Ontology annotation, biological process: establishment of endothelial intestinal barrier; intestinal absorption; regulation of membrane permeability.
CCGUCGUCACGGCUCCACCUGGGAAGAUCUGAUUACCGGAAGUGAGCGCUCCUGUUGUCACCUGUGUCUCUCAGACUCCACGGACCGAGAGCAAACCGGGUAGUGGGACUUCUAGAAAAAGAAGAAAAGAAACAAAGAGGGGGAAAAAAGACGGAACUCAGUUUCUUUCACGUGAAGAUAACUUUUUGGAAUAUUUUUCUUCGUACUCUUGAGCAGAAAUCCCGGAGAGGACCGAGGUGUGUGUUAGAAAACAGCGAGGAAACAUGAGGCUCUUUGGGUCGCUGCUUUUGUUCCUGUGCGCCGCGACAGGUGUAAGCAGCUUUUCAGUCACAACUAAAGCUGAUAAAGUGAAAGUGAAAGAAAAUGAAGGUGCGGACCUGACCUGCUCCUAUUCCGCAGACUUUGGUAAUAGUCCCAGGGUAGAGUGGAAAUUCCAAGACAAAGGCAAAGUGAAAUAUGUGAUUUAUGAUGGAAAACCAACGAGUGAUUAUACCAGUCGUGUUUCGAUGUAUACUGGCAGUAAUUUGAGAUUCUCCAAAGUGACUCGUCAGGAUAACGGCAUCUAUAUCUGCGAGGUGUCCAGCUCUAUCGGCGUAGCACAACAAGUCCUUGUGGAGCUGACUGUUCUGGUGCCACCCUCUACACCCAAGUGUGGAAUCCCCCAGACGGUGACCACAAACAAACCCGCCACCCUUACCUGCUACGAUCCCGACAGUUCACCUCCCCCUACACACAAGUGGUUCAAAGACAACGUUCCCAUGCCCGAAGACCCAAGCAAGAUUUCUGCCUUCAAAAAUGCAACCUACAAGCUGGAUAUAAAAAAUGGAAAUCUGGUGUUUCCUUCGGUUACUAAGAUGGACUCUGCGAUGUACUACUGCGAGGUGAGCAACGAGGCCGGUCCGCCCCAGCGCUGCCAAGGGGUUAGAAUGGAAGUCCGUGACUUAAAUACUGGAGGAAUUGUUGCUGGGGUAAUAAUUCUCCUGCUGCUCGUGGCUGCCGUAAUAGGUGGUGUUUGGUACGCCAACAAGAAAGGAUAUCUGCCCAAGAAAAGUCAAAGCAAACAGCCAUCUGCAGUCUACCAGCCUCAAUCGAUGUAUGGGGAUGGUGAAGAAGAUGAUGGGGAUUUCAAACAGAAGUCGUCAUUUGUGGUGUAGCAGCUGUUGGCAAAUUCUGCAUUCAAUUUUCAUUUUUGUGACUUUCUUCCCCCCUCGUACCUGGAUUUUCAGGGCAGUUUUUUAUGAGCUAAUGUGAUACACUUCAGACAAUGAUUCCACUGUCACACAUGAGAUUUUAUUGAGAUCUUUUACUAACAAGGAAAUGUUUUGUACAUUUAUAGGUUUAGGUUAAAGUGGGCCUUUAGCUUAUUUUUUUAUCUGCCAGCAUUUUUUGCUUAUGAUUAAAGUAAUUGUGUGCUUUGUUUCCUAAAUUAUUUUUUUUCAUUGAUUUUUGCAUGUAAAAAUAUCAUGUAGUACUAAUUAAAGAGCACAUUCUUGCAGUCUACAAAAACUCCCAGGGCUACACAUUAGACAGCUAAACUAACCUUAUCUUUGCUUUAUAUUACAUUUACUGUCAAUCACCUUACAUUGUAUAGCUUACAUUGUAAGCUAUACUGUUUAAGCCUUUUGUAUAUAUUCAAUUUUUCUUGAACAGUACUUUUUUAUUUUGAGAUUUCUUUGUAUUUACAAAAAGGACUGGUGAGAAAUGGAAACAUUCAGUAGUUGGCCCUGAGUUUUAAAUUUCUCACUUAGUUUUUGAAAAUUGUAGCUAUGCAUCAAAUUUCAACCAGCAGCAUCCACUUAAAAUUAGUCUUGGUGCAUGUUUGACCUAAUAUUGCAUCCUGUUUCUAGCUCUGGUAACUGAAAUGGCAAAACGUUUUGGAUUCGUUAAAGUCUUAAAGUGGCUUAGAGGUCUUGGCACAUAUCAUUACCUUCAUAAAAACAAUCCAUUCUUAAAUAGGGAACAGUUUGUACUGUAUUUUCUGUAAUGAUUUUACAGCUGUUAUGUAUUGUUUAUGUAUAAAAUAAAAAAGUUGUUGAAUUAAAAUGUAAAAAA